CCUGCUUGUCAAAAUUUGUACAAGAACUCUUUUACCUAUCAUUUUGUGCAGUAUGAUCUAAAGCUGUUGUUUGAUGAUGCGAUUCAGUUUUUACUUGAGUCCUCACUACUCGAGUACUACAAUAUAGUUUUCUAUUCUUCAUCACGUAUUGCUUACCAGUUAAGUCAUUACUUACUCAAGAGUUGGAGCUCGACAGAGUCGGCUCUUAGCCUGAUGACCUAUCUACCAACUCCCACACGUGACCGCCAUAAAAGUCGAAGAACCGCCAUCCCCGAAUCUCGUGCGGCAAGUCUUGCACUCGUUUCAGAGCUCAUGAGUCUUCUUUGUCAAGGGCUCUACCUCAUGGGUACCAAGAUGGGAUCGAAGUACUUGUUUUCGAUCCCGCCUGAAUUUAUGGCCGAAGGUGAAAGCAACGAAAUCAACUACAUGUACGAUACGAUAACGCUGCUAAUC
Messenger RNA from Striga asiatica, 453 nucleotides. The record is from the annotation of a GenBank genome assembly. NCBI's taxonomy places the organism in Eukaryota, Viridiplantae, Streptophyta, Magnoliopsida, Lamiales, Orobanchaceae.